AUGGAAUCGGUUCCGAUUGGAGAAGAACAACCGGAAGAAAAGGAGAAAUAUCCAUUGCCGGAUGUGGAAAAUUGUGCUACGGUCGAAACUGUUGCGUCAACUGAGUGUGCUGACAGCCGGAAAGAAGCUACUGGAAUGGAUGUAACGAACGCCGCCGAGACGAAGGAGGAAGAGAAGGAAAAUGCUAUCCCUCAGGGCCGGGCAGUGGCGGCAGAAGAGGCGAAGACAAGUCAAACUGCGGACGGAGAGGAUCGAUUGGAUGAACGGGAUUUCGAUACUUCACCGGAUAAAUUCAGCCCAUCGAUGGGCAACACCAAAGAAGAUGCUGUAAAAAGCCCCGAACUGGAGGUGUUCUCCAUCGACGAUGAGGAAGAACACGAAGAAGAGGAAGACGAGGAAGAGGAAAUGGAGGACGAAGAUGAGGAAGAAUACGACGAGAUGGAUGAGGACUAUGAAGUGUACGUCGAGGAGAAGGAAUCGGCCAAUCCGCACAACUCCAUGGACGACGAUGAUGACGACGACGGGUCCAAGUUAGAUCUCAGCACCGACGAAUAUACGGACGGGGAAACGGAAGAAAAAAUGGAACCAAAAUCUGCUAGCACAACGUUGCACAAAACGCCAUCGUCCGAUCUUGAGCAGGAUGAGGAGGAGGAGGAUGACGAUGUGCAGAUAAUAUCGUACGACGAGGAAAUUGAAGAGGAUGACCAAGAGGAAGAGGAGAUAGAGGAGGAAGAAGAUGAAGAUGAAAGUGAACUGGACGAGAAAGUGGAGAACGAGCAGCCGAAAAGUCAUGCGGAGAAACCGAAAUCCGAAUCCGGUAUCCGUCAUAGUCCACCAGGGUUUCCGGUGAGCAGUGUAAAGUAUCGCAACUAUACGCAGAAACAGGUGGCCAGCUUACGGCACCGAGCUAUUCGAAUAUUAAACAGGCGAAGCAUGCACGUUAUGGAAGACAAUGAUGAUGUGCGAGCGGUGUCUUCGGAUUGUAAAGUAACCCAACUAUCGACCGGUUUACAUGCUGUGUUCGCCACGCCCAAGCAGUCAGGGCUCGAGGAUAUACUUCUUAAAGCGCGGGAGAAACCCAGCCACGUUUCCGCUUCGACGAAAAAUCAGAACGAAACCAAAGACACCGGAAGUACUGCUGGCGGUGACAAAGGAGGUUCGAAGGUACAGCCAAAACACCCGGCAAGUGAUACGGCAGAAGUGGCUGAAAAGCCUGUCAACAUUAUCUCCAGCACGACCUCAUCCCGUUCGGACGACAAGAUGCCAACGGCAACGGCGGUCGAGGUGUCGGAGAAGAUUGCCGAUUCGAGCGAUGAUGCCGUUUCGGUGCUCUCGUCUUCAACGUCGGCAAAGAAAUCGGUGACUGCGAUUACGCCAACAGUAAACAGUUCCGCAAGUACGGAAGCAGCAGAACAAAACGCAAGAGCCACGGAUGAAAGCACAACCGACACGACGUCCAAGGCUAGUGCUGUAGCUAAAGAUGCAUCGUCCACUAAGGAAAAUUCUAGUUCGGUUGGUUUAGAUAAGCAGGAAAGCAACACUACUGAUACAGUAGAACCAAAUAGCCAAAAGGAAGCCAUUUCUUCCCCCACGGGCAAUACCGAGCCUACGGCAGAUGAUGUGAUGGCGGGGAUUGACGAUUUUAUGGAUCAUACGGGCAGUGAAGGUGAUGAGGAAAAGCAGCACGAGAAAGAGUUCAACGAAGAUCUUACAUUCCAGAUGGACGUUGAUCCACCCGUCGAAAAAAGCUCAUCGAUCUCGAGCAAGGAGAAGAGCGAGGAAAGUGCCAUUGACUUAACAUCUACCAGCGAGCAGUCGAAGGAGAAGGGCGAAGAAUCGUCGUCCUCUGAGGUGCAUUCAACUGAUCGUAUCUCAACAGGACCUCCAUCCUCGACAUUGGUAGCUGUGAGUUCAUCGAAAGAAGCACGUGUGGAUAUGCACGAUAAAACGGUUGUCACAUCCACACCCGUUACCAAUCAGAAGAAAGCUCAACAGAAGCGAUCCGAUCAAGAGCAGGAAGAUGCUUGCUCUUCACUGGAGGUAAAGCAAGAACAUGAACAAAAAAGCGAUGCAAAUGAAGCACAAAAUCUGUCCAAACAGCAAUCUUCUGAGGCUCGUGGCGAGGGCGACAGUGCACAUCCAGCACAGAAAGUAGUACAAUCGGAUACAUCAACAUCCACCAAUCGGAAACGUAGACGAUCCGUGGAGAUCGAGGCGGAUCGACAGGCGAGUGGCGGUGCUGACGCUGAAGAACCAGUUGAACCAGCGAAGAAGCUAAAGCUCGAAGUUGAAGCCAACUAUCAAACACAUGAACGGGUCGUAAAUGAUUAUAUCGACACGACUCAAAACACCUCGGUAGACGAGAUUCAAAAUCACACCGAUACGCUGGUGAAAGAAAUCGAGGCUCUGAACGAUAUGAUCCGUGAAACGGAGGUCAAGUGGAACAAUAUGCUACACCUGAAGAAGGUAAAGGAGGAGAUUCUGUUGCGGUUAAACCGCCGGAAGCACGUGAUCGGUAUUAUGGACACUCAGCUGGGUGAGGUGUCGGUAUUCAGUCAUCUCGAUUCGUCGAACCUGAGCAGUCAGCACCAGCAGCAGAGUGGCCGAUCGUCCUCUGUUGGUCCGCGACCACCAACACCCCCGCCGGAGGUCGAAAUUCGCCCUGCUUCCGUCACGAACUCGAUGCACUACGGUUUUAAUGCAUCGAACAGCGGCGGUGCCACGAACGGUGGUGACAAACAAGGUAACCAUUUCGGUAACCACUCUCGGAUCUCUAACCGACGCAGUAGCAGUAACUGCGUCCACACCAGCGCGAACACUUCCAGCAAAUCGCGUAACGCGAAGGAUACCAACAGCUUCGUGUCGCAGUUCAACAGCAGCAACAAUGCCGUCACAAUGGUACCACUGCCAAAUACGACUUCCAUGAUUAUGAAGGCGCGUGCCAGCAUGAACGCGGUCGAGCUGGAGAAGGAAAGGUCCACAGUGGAACGGAUCCAUCGGCAGAUCUUUUCCAAGCCGAUGCUUAGCAACCAUCAGCAGAUUCUGAACAAUCUAGCCAUGUCGGCCGGUUUGACAGGGUCGUCUGGUACUGCUAGCGGAUCGAACAAUUCCAGCACGGGGCUACUGAACGGCCAUCAUAAUCCUGGUGGGUCGAACUCGAGUGCGGCUAACCAACAGCAGCUCCAAAUCGGUCGACAGGGUAUGCGUAAGGACGUGAGCAGUAUUAUAGCGGACUACCGGCAGAAGCAUCCGGAGAAUGUACCGCGGCGCGGACGACGGUUGAAGAAUGUGGGUGGCAACGGUGCCAGCAACAAUGGCACGUCCGUGGGAAAUAGUAUCGGAUCGUUUGGGGAAGGUGGUGCCAUUAGUUUGACCGCGCUAUCCGGUGGAAAAUCUCCGUGCGAUGGAAAUGGGCGUUCCAACUCGUCGGUUAGUGUGUCGACGCGUAUAUCGGAACUUCUGGCAGCGGCCGAGACUUCGCGUCCCUCCAGCAAUGAUUCGAGCCAAAGCAACUCGAACCUGCUGUCGUCGCUGAUGUCCGCUUCCGGUGCGGCCAACAGCAGUCAGCAGUUCUUUAAGGAAGUGCUUGCCCAGUUUGCCAAGAUGAGCCAGAAUGAGCAGAGCUUGCUGUCGAACCUGCAGCUACUGUCCAGUAAUGCCACUCCCGGCGGUACUAACACCGUCUCGUCUCCGCAGCAGUCCCCGCAGCAGCAUCAGGCACACCACCAGGCUGGUAGCCUUCAUCAGCAACAAUCGUCCUUGCUGUCAAAGGCCUCCCUGCCCGAGGUGACACUGCAUCCAGUGUUGAAUUCAACUGCGCAUUCGGAUAUGCUGGGAGGCAAUGUGCCCCACGGUAACGGUUCACUGACCGGUGCGAAUCUGAGUGCGGUUAGCACCAGCACUAACUCGCUUCUGCAUGGAAUUCUUACCAAAUCGUCAAACCGGCCGGGCCAAACAACGUCAGCAGCAGUAGCUGCGGCUGUCGGAAAUUUCAAUACCUUUUCGCCAACGCUAGCCCGAUUGCUUACCGUACCGGAACGGAUGAAUACGCAGUCGUCCUCGACGGUAACAUCCGGUGCACUGGCUAACCUACAGACCAAUAGCCUCACUGGUGGAUUGAACCUGUCCAAGAACAGCAGUGAAAUAUCUAUCACACCCGUCGGAGGGUCCAAUUUCCAGCUACUUGCGCAGCAACAGCAGCAACAAUCACUGCAAAGGCUUCGUGAGCAGCAACUGUACAAUUUGGACGAUGAAGCCGAUGACAGUGCCGAUCGGCUGGUAAUCGAUGAAGGAGACGAUAUGGGCCAAAGGGAUUCUAGUGUACUGCACGGUGGCAAACGUCGCGGAGCCGAAAUAAACGAGAACGAAGUGCCACAAUGCCAGGGCUGCAAGAAACAGGAAGCUAAGUUUGUGUGUGCGGGCUGUGGCAAUCAGUGGUACUGUAGCCGAGCAUGUCAGGUUAACGCUUGGGAUGAUCAUUCGGAAGUUUGCAGUGGUUAA
Messenger RNA from Anopheles marshallii, 4500 nucleotides. RefSeq lists its product as uncharacterized. The record is from RefSeq and is a predicted model, not a curated record. NCBI's taxonomy places the organism in Eukaryota, Metazoa, Arthropoda, Insecta, Diptera, Culicidae. Bases 1 to 4500 code for a protein of 1499 amino acids. The transcript has 7 exons.